CGCGAGCACAGGCCGCUCCUCGGAUCCCCGCGACCCCGCCCGGGUAGCUCUCCACCUGCCAGUCUCCUUUGGUGAGCCCAGUGGGCAGCGCACACCCACCAUGUUCAGCUGGCUGAAGCGGGGUGGGGCUCGGGGCCAGCAGCCCGAGGCCAUCCGCACGGUGACCUCAUCCCUCAAGGAGCUGUACCGCACCAAGCUGCUACCCCUGGAGGAGCACUACCGCUUUGGGGCCUUCCACUCGCCCGCCCUGGAGGACGCUGACUUUGACGGCAAGCCCAUGGUGCUGGUGGCUGGCCAGUACAGCACGGGCAAGACCAGCUUCAUCCAGUACCUGCUGGAGCAGGAGGUGCCCGGCUCCCGUGUGGGGCCUGAGCCCACCACCGACUGCUUCGUGGCUGUCAUGCACGGUGACACUGAGGGCACAGUGCCUGGCAAUGCUCUGGUCGUGGACCCGGACAAGCCCUUCCGCAAACUCAACCCCUUUGGAAAUACCUUCCUCAACAGGUUCAUGUGUGCCCAGCUCCCCAACCAGGUCCUGGAGAGCAUAAGUAUCAUUGACACUCCUGGCAUCCUCUCAGGCGCCAAGCAGAGAGUGAGUCGAGGCUAUGACUUCCCAGCGGUGCUGCGCUGGUUCGCGGAGCGCGUGGACCUCAUCAUCCUGCUCUUUGACGCGCACAAGCUGGAGAUCUCAGAUGAGUUCUCCGAGGCCAUCGGUGCCCUGCGCGGUCACGAGGACAAGAUCCGCGUGGUGCUGAACAAGGCGGACAUGGUGGAGACUCAGCAGCUGAUGCGCGUCUAUGGGGCGCUCAUGUGGGCGCUGGGCAAGGUGGUAGGCACCCCCGAGGUCCUGCGGGUCUACAUCGGCUCCUUCUGGUCCCAGCCGCUCCUGGUGCCUGACAACCGGCAUCUCUUCGAGCUGGAGGAGCAGGACCUCUUCCGUGACAUCCAGGGCCUACCACGUCACGCCGCACUGCGCAAGCUCAACGACCUGGUGAAGCGCGCCCGGCUGGUGCGGGUGCACGCGUACAUCAUCAGCUACCUGAAGAAAGAGAUGCCCUCCGUGUUCGGGAAGGAGAACAAGAAAAAGCAGCUGAUCCUCAAGCUACCCGUCAUCUUUGCCAAGAUCCAGCUGGAGCACCACAUCUCCCCCGGCGACUUCCCUGACUGCCAGAAGAUGCAGGAGCUCCUGAUGGCGCACGACUUCACCAAGUUCCACUCAUUGAAGCCGAAGCUCCUGGAGGCGCUGGACGAGAUGCUGACGCACGACAUCGCCAAGCUGAUGCCGCUGCUGCGACAGGAGGAGCUGGAGAGCGUGGAGGUGGGCGUGCAGGGUGGCGCGUUUGAGGGCACCCACAUGGGCCCCUUUGUGGAGCGGGGCCCCGACGAGGCGCUGGAGGACGGUGAGGAAGGCUCGGGCGAUGAGGCCGAGUGGGUGGUGACCAAGGACAAGUCCAAGUACGACGAGAUCUUCUAUAACUUGGCGCCUGCCGAUGGCAAGCUGAGCGGCUCCAAGGCCAAGACCUGGAUGGUGGGCACCAAGCUCCCCAACUCCGUGCUGGGGCGCAUCUGGAAGCUGAGCGAUGUGGACCGUGAUGGCAUGCUGGACGACGAGGAGUUCGCGCUGGCCAGCCACCUCAUCGAGGCCAAGCUUGAGGGCCACGGGCUGCCCGCCAACCUGCCCCGUCGCCUCGUGCCACCUUCCAAGCGGCGCCACAAGGGCUCGGCCGAGUGAGUUGGCUGCUGCCUGCUGGCCUGCCCGCCUGCCCUUCCACCUGCCCUGCUGUGGCUCCCCAGUUCCAGUCUGCUGCAUGCGAAUCCCUGCCCUGGCCCACACUUGCCCUGCCUGCCCACCCAGCCCAGCUGUGAAGACUGAGGGGAGGCUCUCUCCACCCCCCCACUGCCAGGCACCCUAGUCAGAGCAUUUAGUGGGGACCGGGGGAGGGGCAAGAGUUCUCUGUCCACCCUUACACCUCCACUGCCACACACACUUGUGCACAUGGCACUCACACAGAGGCAUCCAGCAUUCAAAUAUUUAUUGAGCACUUAAUACAUGGCCCAGUUCUGGUAGAACUGACAUUUUCAGGACAGGGCACCCACACAGUGACACAAACACAGAUACCAGGCUCUGUCCUUCCCCACAAGUGAGUGGCCCACUGGAUUAAAAUGACAGGGCUGGCAGAGGCUCAAGAGGUUAAGAGUGCCUGCCUAGCAAGCAUGAGGCCCUGAGUUCAAAUCCAAGUACCGCCAAAAAAGGAAAAAAAGGACAGCCUUCUCCACCCUUUGCCCCUCUUCCUACUGCCCAGGCACGGGAGAAUCCCCAGGCCCCUAGUGCACUCCAGGAUGUCAGGACCACUGGGGUUCAGAGGGGACACACGACCUCCUACUUCCUUAGAUGGACCCCUCUUCAGCCCCCUUCUUUUCCUCCUCUCCCCUGGAAAUUCUGAUCACUGCCCCUCACCCCCUUUUAACUGCAAUGCAGGGGAUGGGACGCAGGUCUUGCAAGUGCUCUCUGCCACCCAGCUCGGCCCCAGGCCUCCUCACGCCCACUUUAACAAGGAUCCUACCAAAGUAGGGAGGCCCCAUCUGCCCUGGCUGCCCCACACUGUACCCACCUGGAUUAGGUCUUUCCUCUGCCCACCUGCUUGUGAUGGAAACACUCACCGCCCCCUCACCUCCCCACUGCAGGCUUCCCUCUCUUCCCAAGUUUUAGGACUGUCAGGCCAUACUUAAAUGGAGCCCUCUUACCAGAUAUCACGGGCCCCUGGCUUUACUUUUCAGGGAUGUCGUGGGGUGGGGAAGGGCUGGUUCUUGGUGCUACAGCCCCCCCUCCCAUUCUAAUGGGACCCCCACGUCUUUUCGUGCCUUCACUACAAAUUAGUGCUUGACCUGGUGGGGGACCCUAUGGGAAAAAAAUGGGGAAAAGAGUAAAACAGCUGGAGAAAUGCCUCCUCCAGACUGCCCGCUGGGAUUCCACCCUGCUCCCCAUGCCUGGGACCUGAAUGGUGUCAUUCACACAGCGAAUAAAGCUAAGGCUUCUUCCUAUGUCGCGGUCAGGCUGUCUUG
Castor canadensis (American beaver) is the source of this 3063-nucleotide messenger RNA. RefSeq names its product EH domain containing 2 (gene Ehd2). NCBI's taxonomy places the organism in Eukaryota, Metazoa, Chordata, Mammalia, Rodentia, Castoridae. Gene Ontology annotation, cellular component: cytoplasm; plasma membrane. Gene Ontology annotation, biological process: endosomal transport; endocytosis. Gene Ontology annotation, molecular function: calcium ion binding; protein binding; GTP binding. The record is from RefSeq and is a predicted model, not a curated record.